Mytilus trossulus (common blue mussel) is the source of this 4883-nucleotide messenger RNA. Its product is annotated as CD109 antigen-like. Gene Ontology annotation, cellular component: extracellular region. NCBI's taxonomy places the organism in Eukaryota, Metazoa, Mollusca, Bivalvia, Mytilida, Mytilidae. The record is from RefSeq and is a predicted model, not a curated record. Gene Ontology annotation, molecular function: endopeptidase inhibitor activity. Bases 1 to 4728 code for a protein of 1575 amino acids. The transcript has 35 exons.
AUGUGGACUCAACGUGACCAAUUCUCAAACAACCAAAUACCUUUGACAGAUCAGAGUCUUAUUCAGCGUCAAUAUGAGUUACGAAAAUCGAACCACAGUUACAGCGAAAUUACUAAAGCUCCCUCUAGAGCCCUACCCGAAUCUCCGCAUUCAGAAGUUGGUGAUCUAGUUUACUUAUAUAACGACCGAAACAAAACUUGUGCUCGUGACCGAUACCUAGUUGUUUCUACAGACAAUUCGUGGUGCAACAUAAGAAAAUUUGUUGGUUCUCAGUUACGCAAUACAUCAUACCGUGUAAAAAGGAGUGAUUGUUAUAAAGUCCCGUCACUAUUAAACACUUUACGCCAACAGGAUACUUAUAGUUACGACAAUUUUACAUCUUCAGACGAGGACGAUAAUACAGGAAAACCACAAAGCCCGCCUAAACCUCCUGACAUUCCGAAUGUAAUAUCCAUUCCUCAUUUACAGGAAGGGACAGAUUCUCAAGUCAGCUGGCCGAGCUGGGACAAUAAGUGGGGUGGGGGAGGUGGGCGACUUCUCCAGUCAUGCUUCAGUGAUUCCCUACAUAAUCAACCAAAUAGUAAUGUUCAUCAUGAAAAAAAUAUACUAAGUGUAAGAUCUGAGGAUGUGAAUAAAUUGAAAUCAGACAUAUCAAAUGAAGUUUUCAGUGCUUUUGAUAUAUCAAUGGGCAAUCUGAUGAGCACAUAUAUUGCAACUGUUCCAAAAGAAAUAAAAGCAGGAUCAGAUGCUAAACUUUGUAUAUCAGCUUUAAAGGGAGGUGUUAAACGUGUUACAAUCUUCGUAAUGUUGCAAGACAAACAAAACAGAACUUUAACAAAAGCUAAAGCACAACGAAGUCUGCUUCAGAGACCUGUCGUUGUUACAAUUAAAGUACCAGGAAAGACCCCUCCAGGAUAUGAUUACAAGAUAAGAGUAAGAGUCAUUGGAGAUAUCAAAUUCGAUAAAACUGCUAUAGAAAUCCGAGUCACAGAGAAGGCGUCAUCCAUCUUCAUCCAGACUGACAAAGCCAUUUAUAAGCCGGGUGACUUAGUACAGUUUAGAGUGGUUGGAACUAAUCAACGAUUAAAAGUGUUAAGAUAUCCUUUGACAAUUUACAUACAGGACCCCAAAAAUAAUCGAGUGAAACAGUUUCUCAAUGUUAGGCCAGUAUUUGGUGUGUUUGCCGGUACAUUCCAACUAUCAACUUUGACAAACCUUGGAAGAUGGACAAUCACAGUAGAACAAAAGAGAGGAAAAAAAUCAAAACGUUUCGAUGUUCAACGAGUUGUUCUACCUAAAUUUGAAGUGAAUGUUGUACUGCCUCCAUUCGAACUUAAAACAGACAGAUUUUUCACAGUUACUGUAAAUGCACUGUAUACUUUUGGGAAACCAGUUGAUGGGGAUGCAGAACUGAUCAUUAAAAGUCAAUGGAAUUCAGAAGUUCAGAUUAUAAAGAAAUUUAAAAUAAAUGGAAAAGCAACAAUUAAAGUCUUGAUGAGUGACGUUGUACCUAAACUGGGAACCUACAUAACGGUUAUCGCUAAAGUGAAUGAAACAAUAACUGGAAUUUCGGUAAAUGAUACAGGAGAUGUUGUAAUAUAUGACACAGACGAAGAACUAACGUUUUCCUCAAGUAUGUUGAAUGUAUUCAAACCAGGACUAUAUUAUACAAUAAUGUUGAAAGCUAGAAGGCGAGAUGGAAGUAAUUUAGAAUCAAUAUUAGACUCUGUAAACAUAACGGUCAAGUAUACAGUACCAGGAACAAAGAAACAACCAAAGUGGUCUCCAACUGGUGGCAAUAAUCAGGUUAUGCCUUUUGGACGAUUUUCUCAACGUAUCAACGAGGACACAAAAGUAUUGUGGACACGUGUGGAACAAAUCCCUCAAUCAGGAAUAAUUGAACUCUCAGCUAGAUUCCCUAAAGCAGCACUAUCUGGUAGUUUUGAGGCAUUUUAUCGCAAAGAAAGAACGUCAAAGUAUUUGUCACGAGCAGAAUCACCAAGCAGAAACUUUAUAAAAGUGUCAGUUAAGGAUAACAGAAAUGCCAAGCCUGGGAGAAGAUUACCGUUGAUUAUACGCUGUACAGAAAUAAUCCGCUUCUGCAGUUACAAAGUUUUUUCACAAAGAUCACUUAUAACACAAGGGCGAUUUAGGAUGAGAAAUAGAAAGCAGCAAGUCCAGAAUCUUAGAAUCACAUAUGCAAUGAUUCCUCACGCAAAGUUACUCGUUUAUUAUGUAAGACGAAAAAAUGGUGAAGUUGUUGCUGAUGCUAUUACAAUUCCGAUUGAGGACAUAUUUGAAAAUGAAGUGUCUAUUAAAUUCAACAAAAGACGAGCUAAACCAGGUGACGAAGUUCAGGUUGAAUUAACGGCUGAUCCACACUCAUUGGUGAAUGUUCUUGCUGUUGAUAAGAGUGUUCUUUUACUGAAAUCAGGAAAUGAUAUCACAACACAAGAUGGUGCUGGUGUUUAUGUGUUGACAGAUGCUUUGCUUUAUCAGUACAUUCCUCCACCAAGUCGUAAGUAUGCGAUGUUUUCUGAUGGAAAGGCAACAAUAAUAACGACAGCUCCUGACACUAUAACAGAAUGGAUUGCAUCAGCAUUUGCCGUAAAUCCCAGAUCAGGUCUCGGAGUUGCUUCAAAUACCGCAAAUUUAACAACUUUCCAAAGGUUUUUCAUGCGUUUUGAACUUCCAUAUUCUGCCAUACGAGGGGAGGUUAUUAUAGUGCAAGCCACAGUAUUUAAUUACUUAGACCAAGAUCUACAGGUUUCUGUGAAGCUUGCUAACAAUGUUAACUUUACCUUUGUUGAUGCUAACGGAAACGACUUCAAUCCAGGCCCAAAUGGGUGGACAAAGUCUUUGUUAGUGAAGGAAGACAGUGUGGCGUCUGUGUAUUUCCCUCUUAAACCAAGAGCUCUUGGUAAAAUACUUUUGGACGGAACUGCAAGAUCUACCAUUGGAGCCGACGCUUUACAGCGUGAAUUCCUGAUAGAGGCCGAAGGUAUAAAACAAAACUGCAACGUUCCAUUAAUAAUUGACCUCCGACAAGGAGGACGGGUCAGAGAGACAAUAUCUUUGUCUUUCCCGCCAAAUCUAGUUGAAGAUUCAGAAUUUAUCAAAAUUCAAGUUAUUGGUGACCUGUUAGGGGCAACACUAGCCGGCCUAGAGGAUCUCCUUCAGAUUUCAUACGGCUGUGGAGAACAGAACAUGAUCAGAUUCGCUCCAAAUGUUUACGUCAGCUCUUACCUGAAAACAACAAACAGACUUACAAAUGAUGUACGAAAUAGAGUAGAGAGCAUUUUAGAGGGAGGUUAUCAAAGAGAACUGUCCUAUGUUCAUGAUGAUGGAUCUUUCAGCGCUUUUGGAAACAACGAUAAAAGUGGAACUACCUGGUUGACUGCUUUUGUGAUCAAAUCCUUUUCACAAGCUGUAAGUUUUACCUAUAUUGAUAUCAACGUCAUAACGAAAGCUGUACAAUGGAUAAUUAAGCAACAAGAAACAUCCGGGGCCUUUAACGAACCAGGAAUUGUUCUUCACAAGGAAAUGCAGGGAGGAUCAGUGUCUAGUAAAAGAAGUCUGACUGCAUUUGUCCUCAUAGCACUUCUUGAAGCACGAGAUAUUAAUCUAGUAGCCAAGGAGGUACAGAAGAGUGUAACCGAUUCUAUAAAUAAAGCAGUUACAUUUGUGGCAAAAAGUGCACCUGCAUCCAUUGCUAAUCUUUAUGAACUUGCUAUAUCAUUCUAUGCAUUAUCUCUGGCGAAACAUUCGAUAGCAAGUCAAAUUUUGGCAGAACUUGAGAAGCAGGCAAAGGUCAAUGGCAGUGAAAAAUACUGGACUUUACCUGAAACUGAAGCUGACAAACUGCAACCUUGGAAAACCUGGAGACCACCUCAAACUAAAGUCAGAGCUAUAGAUGUCGAAAUGACCUCUUAUAUACUGUUAGGAUACAAUCUGAAGGACGAUACAGACAACGGCAUUCGGAUAAUGAAAUGGUUAGGUAGACAGAGAAAUCCAAGAGGGGGGUUCAUUUCUACACAGGACACGGUUAUAGCAAUUCAAGCACUGUCAGGGUUGGGAGAAAAGAUUUACGUACCUAAUUUCCAAAUGAGUGUAAAUACUGUUGGUGACACGUGGACUCAAGGAAAAACAUUUGAUGUUAACAACAGGAAUGCUCUGGUGCUACAAAUAGAAGAUAUUCCAAAUACAGUACGAAGUGUAUCGGUGAAUGCUAAUGGAAAAGGACUGUGUCUAAUGGAGGUUGCAGUUUAUUUCAAUGUUAACAACGACUUACGAGAGCCAGCAUUUGCUCUAACAACAACAGUACUCAACGACUCAACUAAAGGAUUCAGACUCAGAGUUUGCUUCAAUUGGUUAAGAGGAGGACAGAGUACUAUGGGAAUACUAGAAAUAUCUUUACCAUCUGGAAUGGAAGCUGACUUAGACUCAAUCGAUACUACCAAUACAGGAGGACAGUACAAAAAAGUGGAGAAGGCUUUCCGCCAAAUUAAUUUAUAUUUUGAUACGAUUUUGUCAGAGCAAAUGUGUAUUGAAGUCGACAUUAGGAGGGUUGCACUGGUUGCUCGACAUAAACCUGUAUGGGUCAAAUUGAGGGAAUAUUAUGAGCCAAGUAAUGAAGUUGUCAAGUUUUACCAAUCGAAAGCUCUUGCAAAUGCUACCAUUAUAGAAGUGUGUGGUCCGAACAAUUGUGAAGAAGUGAAGAGACGAUAAUCCUGAAAUACGAGAAAGGAAAAAGUUUUCCAAACAAUCUUUAGAUAUUAUUAUUCUUUUUAUAUACAUAAAUAGAAACUAGGUUUUACAGGAUAUCUUAUGUCAAGCAUUAUAUUCAAAAAUGUAUAUCUUGUACUUGAAAAUCCUAAAGCGGA